AUGGGGAAGGUCAUCUAUUUAUCUAUGACUCGACCUGACAUUGCUUAUACCGUGAGUGUUGUGAGUCAAUUCAUGCACUUUCCUCGUGCUCCUCACCUUGAUGCAGCUAUUUGGAUCCUUCAUUACUUAAAAGGGUGUCCAGGCCGUAGUAUUUUGUUUGCCAAUCAUGUUCACUUACAUGUUGAGGCUUGGAUAGAUACUGAUUAUACAGGAUCAAUUUCAGAUAAGAGGUCUACUUUAGGUUAUUGUACCACUAUUGGUGGUAACUUGGUUACUUGGAGCAGUAAGAAGCAGGAUAUUGUCUCUUGA
Molecule: messenger RNA, 309 nt
Organism: Cornus florida
Lineage: Eukaryota; Viridiplantae; Streptophyta; Magnoliopsida; Cornales; Cornaceae
Exons: 1
Coding region: 1-309 (102 amino acids)
Source: RefSeq, a predicted model, not a curated record